AGAGGCUAGUAGAGAUAUAUAAAAAAGGAGACUGGUAGUUGUAGUGAGAGUCAGAGAGUGUGAUAAAAGAGAUUGGCAGUUGUAAUAGGUUUAUAGUUAUACUGCCUUCUCCAUUACUCAUCUUCUUCUUUAUAUAUCUCUUUAUUCCUUUUAUUACUCUUUGAUUUUCUCAUUAAAAAUGGGUUGCGUAAGGAAAAACUUUUUGAUGUUGAUGUUAGUGAUGGUGUUGUUGUUUGUCUAUGGAGAACAUUGGGCUGAGGCUCAGGUUAACCACGUCGUGGGCGAGGAUCGUGGUUGGGAACUUGCUUCGGAUAUCGGUUCGUGGGUCGAGGGCCGGACCUUCAUUGUUGGGGACUUCCUAUGGUUUGCCUACUCAAGUGGCUUGGACAAAGACAACAUAGUAGAGCUAAAGAGCAAAGAUGAAUUUGAGUCGUGUGAUGUGAGCAACCCCAUCAAAAUGUACACCAACGGCGUUGAUCAAAUAGCUCUAGAACAGGAAGGAAUCCGCUACUUCACAAGUGCCAGCUCUGAGAGUUGCAAGAAAGGAUUGAAGCUUCCUGUUGAGAUCAAGUCUAAAUCUACGGCUGUGGUUCGACCAUCAUCAUCAUCAUUAUCAUGGACAUCUGCCUUAGCUCAAGAACCUACUGCUCCAUCUUCAUCAACUAAGAUUUAUGGGUCUACGUUCAUGAUUUUUGUUGCAAUCAUUAUUAAUCUUAUGGGUAUCUAGCUUAUUAUCAUGUCAUUCUAAAAUGUCAAUGUUUUUAUUCAACCUUUUAAAAAAUUUGUACUAUUGCAAAGGUGCCUUAAUUAGCCCUGCACAGCUUUCCUCUAUUUCUUGUGCUAAUGAAUAGGUGAAUAUCGAUUUGUUGAA
Molecule: messenger RNA, 871 nt
Organism: Beta vulgaris subsp. vulgaris (sugar beet)
Lineage: Eukaryota; Viridiplantae; Streptophyta; Magnoliopsida; Caryophyllales; Amaranthaceae
Product: mavicyanin
Exons: 2
Coding region: 179-727 (182 amino acids)
Cellular component (GO): plasma membrane
Molecular function (GO): electron transfer activity
Source: RefSeq, a predicted model, not a curated record